This is a messenger RNA of Paramacrobiotus metropolitanus, 1511 nucleotides long. RefSeq lists its product as uncharacterized. The transcript has 3 exons. The record is from RefSeq and is a predicted model, not a curated record. Bases 365 to 1117 code for a protein of 250 amino acids. Lineage: Eukaryota; Metazoa; Tardigrada; Eutardigrada; Parachela; Macrobiotidae.
ACUGCCAACUAAAACUUCCAAAAAUUAUUACAUAUGUUAUGAUAUAUUGAUAUGUACCCACAUUUUCAAUUUUUUCUUUUGAGUCAAGACAAAAAAAGUCCUACAAGUUAAAAACUAAAUGUAAUUGGGGCGUGAAUGGUGUGAGACACUGUAAUGAGGUGGAACCUGUGAUGUGAACACGCGGACGGAUGGUAGCGUGCUACGCUGCAGAGUAAUAAGUAAGUCCUGUACUUGGAAACGGCUGUCCAUAGGAUGGUAGGCUUGAUUCUUUAUGGUGGUGCUGUGGUAACGGUGCAUCUUACUCUCCAUUCUCCAUACAAAGUGCCUCAUUCUUAUCUGGAGCAUAAGCAUAUUAUCAAACAAUAUGCCCAAAGCAGCUCAGUCUACAUCUCAUCCAACAUUCCGACGUGCUGGUGGAUUUAAAGUGAAGGACAGACGACGUCGACGACAGCUAACGCUACUUCCACCAGUGUUGACAACUUCUCGCCGUUUGUCGACCAGCCCCAACCAGGCCGCCGAUAAGGCCGAUAAAUCCCGUCUUUCGCAAGAGGAGCCACGGAAGAAGAUCACUAACUGUGCGAGAGCGCCAGGCGUUGUGCGCCGACGCAGACGGCGUCGAGGACGGCCACCGCGUCCUCCGCAGCCCGAUGAAUCGCGGGCGAAGAAGAGCGAAUCGGACAGCGAGGACGAUAUCCCCUCGUCCUUCUCCGAUGUUAUUAAACUCAUAACGCAGAAGGUCCUGGAAACUCAGAAAAACAUCAAAGACAUGGAAGACUCCUUCGACAAUUAUAGAAGCACCAACGAGGAGCCGACGAUUCUGCUGAUGAAGUUUUACGCUUCGGUCCCUAAACUCCAUGAAAAAGUCGCUGCAGGAGCGGCAUUUGACGAUGAUCUGCUUGAAGGUGUUUUUGAAGAGUUAUUUCCUGCCAACGGAAUAGUUGCUGAAAAAGGGAAGUCAUCGCGUUUCCUGGAUUUAUUGACCCGGGAUUCUAAAACGAGUCCAGUGACUAAGAACAAAGCAUCUGGAGCUGCUGCUAGGAAAAAACGAAAGCCUCCACCUACGGACGAUGCUAAACCCGUCAAGAAACGAAGAAGACGCAGAAAAGCUUCAGACUGAAAAACAGCCGGUAGUUGUUGCACGGGAUGUGGUUGCAUCUCUUUUUCCCAUUUUCCAAAUAGGGUUUUUUGUAUUCUCAAAUUAAGCCCGUUAAAGUUCGAUUUAUAGCGUUUUUGGAUCGGCUUUUAGUUAUGUAUGCUUCAACAGUUUUCAUAUCUUAUUGUAACUAGCGUUGAGUACAAAAAUUUGCCUGUGUGUAGUUUCUCAUAGUCCUGCAUGUAACAGUAUUUUUACCGGAAUCACCUGUGUGUCCAGCCUUUCUAUGAAGAUCUCACUUUUAAGUCCGUUAUACUUUAAAAAGAUCCUUUCAUUUUCUCGCCUCUUUUGGAAAUAAAUGUGGUUGUCAAAUUGUGUUAUAAAAAAUACAGCUCUUUUCCAUCUGUUGUUUUCUCAA